AUGCCGAAAGCUCUCAUCUUGGUCGCGGAUGGAUCCGAGGAGAUCGAAUUCGUGACGCCUUACGACGUUCUAACCCGCGCGGGCUUCGAGGUGAAAUCCGCUGGUGUAGAGCUCAAGAAUGAAGGCUAUGCACACAUGUCCCGCAAUAUCCGUAUCGUACCAGACUACCGAAGAGUCACCGAUCUGCUAAAUCAGACGGCACAUAAGGCGUAUGAACAUUACGAUAUCCUAAUCCUCCCUGGCGGCGCACCCGGCGCUAAAACCUUCUGCCAAAACUAUCACGUCCUCAAACUCAUUUGGGACUUCCGUCGCCACGGGAAAUGGGUUGCUGCCAUUUGCGCAGCAACGACGGCGGUUGUUACUUCGGAGAAUGCUGCUAUGGAAAAGACAGUGGAUGAGGGGAAGAGGAAAGUCACGAGCCACCCUAGUGUGAGGGAGGAGGUCGAGAAGGCGGGGUGGGAGUACAGCGAGGAGAGGGUAGUGGUUGAUGGCAUGGUUAUCACGAGUCGAGGGCCGGGGACUGCGAUGCUUUUUGCGCUUACGAUCGUGGAGGUGAUGUGUGGGAAGGACAAGAGGGAGGAGGUGGAGGGGCCGAUGGUUUGUGCUGAGACGCUGUAG
Messenger RNA from Alternaria ventricosa, 618 nucleotides. RefSeq lists its product as uncharacterized. NCBI's taxonomy places the organism in Eukaryota, Fungi, Ascomycota, Dothideomycetes, Pleosporales, Pleosporaceae. The record is from RefSeq and is a predicted model, not a curated record. Gene Ontology annotation, biological process: guanine deglycation, glyoxal removal; protein deglycation, glyoxal removal. The coding region runs from base 1 to 618 and encodes 205 amino acids. Gene Ontology annotation, molecular function: protein deglycase activity. Gene Ontology annotation, cellular component: nucleus; cytosol. The transcript is spliced from 3 exons.